This is a messenger RNA of Pelodiscus sinensis (Chinese soft-shelled turtle), 1116 nucleotides long. NCBI's taxonomy places the organism in Eukaryota, Metazoa, Chordata, Testudines, Trionychidae. The record is from RefSeq and is a predicted model, not a curated record.
GCGCAAUUUCUGCCAGGCCACCCUCAGUCCUCAAGGCAGAGACACUGAGCAGCAGGGACCCUUCUGGCCUGAUCAGCAGCUGGCAAAUGUGGUGGAACUAGCCAAGCCUCUGAGUUUCCAGGCAGCCACGAGAGCAAGAUGGGAUGGGGUGUGUGCAGAGCACCAGGAGGCUCUGAAGCUGUUCUGUGAAGAGGAUCAAACUCCCAUCUGUGUGGUGUGUGACAGAUCCCAGGCUCACAGGGAGCUGCCCAUAAAGGAAACUGCCCAGGAAUACAAGGAAAAAUUGGAGGCCCAUUUGAAGACUCUGAGGGAAGAGAGAGAUCAGGUACUGGGAAGGAAAACAACAGCAGAAGGGAAACGCCAGGAGUAUCUGAAAUGGACCCAAGCAGAGAGGCAGAUGAUUGUGGCUGAGUUUCAGCAGCUCCGGAAGUUCCUGGAGGAACAAGAACGACUUCUGCUGGCCCAGCUGGAGAAGCUGGAUGAGGAGAUUGGGAGGCUCCAGACUGACACUGUCAGGAAACUCUCUGUGCAGAUUUCCCGUAUCAGCGAGUGGAUCAGUGAGCUGGAGGGGAAGUGUCAGAAGCCAGCGAAUGAAUUCCUGAAGGACGUCAGAAACACCCUGAGUAGGUGUGAGACGGGGCAGUUCCAGCUGCCAGAGGAGAUUUCCCCUGAACUGGAAGAACAAGUCAGAGGUUUCUCUCAGCAAAUGAUUGUGCUGUCGGAGACUCUGAGGCAGUUCAAAGACAUGCUGCCCUCUGCACUGGAGAGAGCAGGAAGAAAAUCCCUGGGAGCUUUCAGACAGGGUGAGUUUGCAGGUGGAGAUUCUUUAAAUGAUGAGAAAAUUCCUGUGAAAACAUCUUCAUGGGAUUGUCAUUGAAGUUACCAACCAGACCCAGUGACCACGGCGAGCACAGCCCUAAAUCUCACCCACUGAUCAGAGAGGCGACCCACGGGGCACUGCAUGGGGACCUGCGGACACUUUGAGAAACACUGGUCUAUGGGUUUGUGAUGCUAGAGGGGUGAAGUUAAAGCACACAACGGACAGAACCUUCAGGCUCAGAUUUCACUGCUCAGUCUGUUUCAAUAUGGGGUUCUUGAAUCAUAGGACUGGAAGGG